Molecule: messenger RNA, 804 nt
Organism: Branchiostoma floridae (Florida lancelet)
Lineage: Eukaryota; Metazoa; Chordata; Leptocardii; Amphioxiformes; Branchiostomatidae
Product: stabilin-2-like
Exons: 6
Coding region: 1-804 (267 amino acids)
Molecular function (GO): calcium ion binding
Source: RefSeq, a predicted model, not a curated record
AUGUUUAUUUCUGGCUACGACUCUGUUCGACAUUAUUAUAACGACAUCAAUGUCUGCUCGACUUCCAACAACCCCUGCCACACCCAGGCCACCUGUACAGAUCACCCCGCCCCUUCACUGGACGCCAACUGUACCUGUAACGUUGGAUAUACAGGAGACGGUCGGACUAACGGAACUGGAUGUUCAGACAUCAACACCUGCUCGAACUCGUCCAACCCCUGCCACGCCCAGGCCACCUGUACAGAUCACCCCGCUCCUUCACUGGACGCCAACUGUACCUACAUCAACGUCUGCUCGAACUCGUCCAACCCCUGCCACGCCCAGGCCACCUGUACAGAUAACCCCGCCCCUUCACUGGACGCCAACUGUACCUGUAAAGUCGGAUAUAAAGGAGACGGUCGUACUAACGGAACUGGAUGUUCAGAUGUCAACGUCUGCUCGAACUCGUCCAACCCGUGCCACGCCCAGGCCACCUGUACAGAUCACCCCGCUCCUUCACUGGACGCCAACUGUACCUGUAAAGUCGGAUAUGCAGGAGACGGUCGGACCAACGGAACUGGAUGUUCAGACAUCAACGCCUGUUCUUCCAACCCGUGUCAUGUGAACGCCACCUGCACAGACAACCCCGCCCCAGCCCUGGACGCCAGCUGUGCUUGUAACGCUAAUUAUACCGGUGACGGUGUGGUGAACGGAACUGGCUGCUCUCUGCAGGCCGUUAGCGGUGUCGUAUCUUUAAACAUUGCAUUUUUGCCACCACUUGCCUAUGUUUUUGUGGUCGUUUUGUCGUUUGUGAUUUCGUUCUAG